AUGGCCAGUGUCAAGAGGGGAAGCUGGGCAGGCUCCAGCCUAUUCUGCCGUGCCAUCGGGUGGACCUCCCUGCUUUUGGCGCUCAUCUCCUUCUCAAGCGUGAGCAACUGCGUUACGGUGAGACGCUCCAUCCUGAAGAAGACGGUGGCCCACACUACUGGGCACACGUCCAUCGGAGACAUGCCGUCCACCGACACAUACCCGGUCGGCAGUCUGCCCGAGGCAAAGCUGGAGGAACAAGCCGCAGCCAACACCAUCAACAAGUACAAGGCCAAUGCGGCGCGUGACGAGCAGGAUGACAAUGACGACGAAGAGCAACAGGCAAACGACGAUUCCUCAGAAGUCCCUAGGCUCUACGAGGUUUCAAGCAGCGAAGGCGAAGGCGAAGGCGACGAACUCAGUGAACCUGAUGCCACUGCCGACAACGCGCUCGACGGAGACAAUGACAAUGACAAUGCCAACGAUGCGGCGGAUGACGGGGAUGAUGGGAAAGACGGAGAUGAUGAGAAUGUGGACAGCGCCGACGUCCCCAAGUCCUACCUGGAGCAGGACUCCCAGCGCAUACUCAGCCUUCCCAACCACCCGAACAUCCACCUGCUUGGCCGCGAGUACGAACCCCCGAGCAAGCACCCGAAACUCCAGAAGGUCCGCCGCGUCGUGAGGGGCAUGUCGAGGCUGGGAGCUGAGUACGCCCAGAAGGGUCUGAGAACGGCCCGCGACGUGUACCGACAACACGCGCCCAUAAUCGCCGACAAGGCGAAGAAGGUCGCUAAGAGGUUCAAGAACUUCGUCACUAAGCGCAAUCGCGAGUAG
Babesia bigemina is the source of this 813-nucleotide messenger RNA. RefSeq lists its product as hypothetical. The transcript has a single exon. Lineage: Eukaryota; Apicomplexa; Aconoidasida; Piroplasmida; Babesiidae. The coding region runs from base 1 to 813 and encodes 270 amino acids. The record is from RefSeq and is a predicted model, not a curated record.